AUGGCAAGUGAGGAAGAGAGCUUUCUUGUUUUAGUGCAUUGCUCUGAAAAAAUUAAAAGAAGCAAAAAAUAUGGUGUGAAGUUCACUGACAGAGAACCAUUGAGUGUAUUCAUCAGUUCAUCCAGCACUUUGUCAGAUGUAAAGAACAGCAUCUUGCAGAAGCUUGGGGUCUGUGGUAGCAAGUGGGUGAAGAAGCUAUUCUACAAGAUUCCCAUCUCAGUUGUCUCGACCGGUGUUAAGUAUGAUACAUUUGUGCUAGCGGAUGAUGAAGAUAUUCGGGUUCUGUUUCAUUGUGUUAGGAGUUUUCCGGAGGUCAGAAUACACGAGUUGUAUGCGAAGUUGGAGGUUGGUGUCGAGAGUUCUGGGGCAUCAGCUCCAGUUCAUAGCUCGACUGCCGCAGGCGGUGCGUCCAGUUUGAUGCCUAUGGCAGGACCAUCUGUUCCGCAGGUCGCAUCCCCUUCCUUCACGGCAGAUUUAGAUCAAACCGAGGCAGUGGGUUCUGUACCGUUGGAGAAUCCUGGGGUCUGGCAGCAGGCAUUUGAGGUGAAUACCGGUGGUGGCAUGAUACAUGAUGUUCAAGCCUUCGGGGAACCUGAUAGAGUAGAGAAUGCAAUGCGGGACGAUGACUCUGAAGGGGAGCCUGUAGAUAUCAUUAGGGACAGUGAUGAUGACACAGGUGCCAAUCUACAUGCACAGCACGGGCCUUCAAGUUCUGGCACACAGCAGUACCCUCCACACUUCUCCACUCUAAACUUGGAGGCUCUGGGUCAACAGGCGGACGAAGGUGCUACAAUUGGCGGUUCUUCUACAGAAUUUCAGAUUGGACAAUCAUUCCAGAAUAAAGAUGAGGCUGUUCUGAGUGUGAAGGACUAUAGCAUCUAUCGAGGUAUUGAGUACAGAGUCGUGGAAUCGGAUCAUCUGAAGUAUCAUGGAAGAUGCAAGGAGUUCGGCAAGGGUUAUACUUGGUUGAUUCGCAUAUCGCUUCGUGCACGAAAGGGCACUUGGGAGGUUAGGAGGUACAACGGUCCGCACACUUGCUUGGCCACCUCUAUUUCCAGUGAUCACCGUCAGCUUGAUUACCACGUUAUCUGUGCGAGGAUUUUUCUGUUGGUUAGGGCGGAUGCUGCGGUUACGAUCAAGGUCUUGCAACAAGCAACAGAAGCCGAUUACGGGUUCAGGCCUAGUUACAGGAAGGUUUGGAUGGCAAAACAGAAGGCAGUAGUACAAAUAUAUGGAGACUGGAAAGAGUCGUAUGCCGAGUUGCCACAUUGGAUGCUAGGGGUACAGUCGACCAUGGCCGGGACAGUCACUGUGUUGAAAAUGUCUCCUGUUCGACUUGGGGAUCAGGUCGAUGAGUCAACGGUGUACUUUCAUCGUCUUUUCUGGACAUUUCCACCCUGCAUCGAGGCCUUCCAGCAUUGCAAGCCCCUCGUGAGUAUUGACGGAUGGGAACUCGAACAUCCUCCCGAUAGCCUUCGCCCUUGUGGAGGGAGAAAAUGCGGAGUCAUGGUUGUGGAGGGAGACAAUGUGGAGUCAUGGUCCUUCUUCUUGUCCAACCUACGAUCGCAUGUGACGCCGCAAAAGGGUAUCCUUGUUAUCUCUAAUAGGCAUAAUGGCAUCAAGGCUGCACUUGAGGCCCCCGAAAAUGGUUGGCUGCCUCCACGUGCUUUUCGAGCGUACUGUAUUCAUCAUGUGGCUGCAAAUUUCAGCCUUAGCUUCAAAGGUAAAGAUGCAAGGAGGAUGCUGGUGAAUGCUGCUUAUGAAAAAAUUGAAGCAGAGUUUUAUUACUGGUUUGACAUCAUGCGGACUAAGAACCCGGCCAUGUGUGACUGGGCGAAUCGUAUGGAGUAUGACAAGUGGACCUAA
This is a messenger RNA of Arachis ipaensis, 1866 nucleotides long. RefSeq lists its product as uncharacterized. Lineage: Eukaryota; Viridiplantae; Streptophyta; Magnoliopsida; Fabales; Fabaceae. The record is from RefSeq and is a predicted model, not a curated record.